UCUCUGGAGACACUCGAACGGCAACUGAAUGCAAAUUUGCACGAGCAUCGGAACCGACAGCCCCGCCGAUUACUGGCCUGCCCAGACGAUGUGCAUCAUAUUAUUCGGGUUGGACGAGUGGCUAAUGGGAGAGAGAGAAUGGGAACCGACGCGAUGCUCUUCUUUCCUAUCCAUCGUUCAGCACGGCUUCCGUUUUGUGCGUGGCUUCGCAUUUGUUGAUGGGCUUCUGUUUUCACUCGCCCAUCCUUAACAACGGGGGACCGGAAUUGUAAACUGCCAGGUACUGUGGACAUACAUGCAAUAAAACAAAAUAAAAGCCUGUGUGCCUUAGUUAAUGUGUCGGCAUUAGCUGUCAGGGCAGGCUGUUUAGCAGCACAAUAUCGAAAACAAACUAAACUCUCAAAUACAAUAGUACACUGAAAUCAGAUCACUAUCAGAGUUAAGUGCAAAAUCGUUCAUUUUGUUGUAUUUAGAUGUAUAUGUUUAUAUAUGUAUAUAUUAUAUUUUUUAAACAAUUACUGCAUUUUGUUGUGAUAUGUAGAAAUGUCUACUAGCACAGUAUUUGUUCGCUCUACUAUAGCCAGCGAUUUGCGAGCUAAGGCUAAUAAUUUGAGGGCUUCGAACGAAAGCCAAUUUAUUUAUACGCUCUGCUGCACUGAAGGGUGUAAUCUGAGCAUCUGCUCGAUGCCUAGUAAGUUAAAGGACAUAGAGUCGUGCUCCGGAUCCGUCGACGAGCGUAUAUCGUUGCCAGAAACGCCGCAGCAACAAGCCAAGAUCUCUCUCUCUCGAAGAACAGCCUUGCAGUCGCCCCACGCACGGCCCACCAGUGGGUCCUCAUUCGAAAUCGUGCGCGUGCUCUCCAGGCACAGUACCAGAGUAUUCAAUGCCUUCAAGCGGCUUUUUUCGAGAAGCUGCAAUCGUUGGGGCCGGAGGAGUCCAAAAUGA
Drosophila miranda is the source of this 945-nucleotide messenger RNA. RefSeq lists its product as uncharacterized. NCBI's taxonomy places the organism in Eukaryota, Metazoa, Arthropoda, Insecta, Diptera, Drosophilidae. The transcript has 4 exons. Bases 544 to 945 code for a protein of 133 amino acids. The record is from RefSeq and is a predicted model, not a curated record.